This is a messenger RNA of Coregonus sp. 'balchen', 5117 nucleotides long. Lineage: Eukaryota; Metazoa; Chordata; Actinopteri; Salmoniformes; Salmonidae. The record is from the annotation of a GenBank genome assembly.
AUGGAGAAGAGGAACAGUCUGCGUCGCUCUGGGACAACAAGGCGGUGGUGGGGUCUGCGGAGGCGCUGGAGGAUGUUAGGACUGUUUGAAAUCAACCAGGAACAUGAAUUCUACAGCCUCACCUGUCUUAUGAAAGAGGGGCUGCAUGCUGCCCUCCAGACCAGCAUCGACACACCAGGACCUGUCAGUAAAACUAUAGACUACACAACAAUAUACACACUAUUUCAACUGUCACACAGAAUACGUUUUUAUACCCUAGGAACUUACUGCAUUGACCCCCCUCUGAGAAAAGUACUGUACAUACAUCUAUACUGAACAAAAAAUAUAAACGCAACAUGCAUCAAUUUCAACGAUUUUACUGAGUUACAGUUCAUAGAAGGAAAUCAGUCAAUUGAAAUAAAUCAUUAGGCCCUAAUCUAUGGAUUUCACAUGACUGGGCAGGGGCGCCGCUAUGGGAGGGCAUAGGCCCACCCACCUGGGAGUCAGGCCCACCCACUGGGGAGCCAGGCCCAGCCAAUCAGAAUGAGUUUUUCCCACAAAAGGGCUUUAUUACAGACAGAAAUAACCCUCAGCACCCCGCCCCUCCCACUCCUCAGACGGUCCUGCAGGUGAAGAAGCAGGAUGUGGAGGUCCUGGGCUGGCGUGGUUACACGUGGUCUGCGGUUGUGAGGCCGGUAGGAUCUACUGCCAAAUUCUCUAAAACUAUGUUGGUAGAGAAAUGAACAUUAAAUUAUCAGGCAACAGCUCUGUUGGACAUUCCUGCAGUCAGCAUGCCAAUUGCACGCUCCCUCAAAACUUGAGACAUCUGUGGCAUUGUGUUGUGUGACAAAACUGCACAUUUUACAGUGGCCUUUUAUUGUCCCCAGCACAAGGUGCACCUGUGUAAUGAUCAUACUGUUUAAUCAGCUUCUUGAUAUGCCACACCUGUCAGGUAGAUGGAUUAUCUUGGCAAACGAUAAAUGCUCACUAACAGGGAUGUAAAGAAAUGUCUGCUCAAAAUUGGAGAGAAAUAAGCUUUUUGUGCGUGUAUUUUUAUUUCAGCUCAUGAAACAUGGGACCAACACUUUACAUGUUGCUUUUAUAUUUUUGUUCAGUAUAUUUCGAAAUACAAUGCAAGUACCUCUUCAAAGAGUCUCUUAAAUAAUCCCACAGCGCCCCCUCCGCACCCCCCAAUUUAGAAAAGUUAAAAAAAGAUUGCCUUUCGUGAACUAACACUCGCACUUGACCUUUCCCCCCCUACUAGCACUGACAUUGGUAGAUACUUUGAGAAAAAGGUUACUUACUAUGACUGAGAUGUGGUUGUCCCACAUACAGUGCAUUCGGAAAGUAUUCAGGCCCCUUGACUUUUUCCACAUUUGGUUACAUUACAGCCUUAUUCUGAAAUUGAUUACAAAAAAAUAACAAAUCUCAUCAAUCUACACACAAUACCCCAUAAUGACAAAGCGAAAACAGGUUUUUAGAAAUGUUUGCAAAUUUAUUACAAAUAAAAAACAGAUACCUUAUUUACAUAAGUAUUCAGAACCUUUGCUAUGAGACUCGAAAUUGAGCUCAGGUGCAUCCUAUUUCCAUCGAUCAUCCUUGAGAUGUUUCUACAACUUGAUUGGAGUCCACCUGUGGUAAAUUCAAUUGAUUGGACAUGAUUUGGAAAGGCACAAACCUGUCUAUAUAAGGUUCCACAGUGGACAGUGCAUGUCAGAGCAAAAACCAAGCCAUGAGGUCGAAGGAAUUGUCCGUAGAGCUCCGAGACAGGAUUGUGUCGAGGCACAGAUCUGGGGAAGGGUACCAAAAAAUGUCUAAAUUAUUGAAGGUCCCCAAGAACACAGUGGCCAUCAUCAUUCUUAAAUGGAAGAAGUUUGGAACCACCAAGACUCUUCCUAGAGCUGGCCGCCCGGCCAAACUGAGCAAUCGGGGGAGAAGGGCCUUGGUCAGGGAGGUGACCAAGAACCCAAUGGUCACUCUGACAGAGCUCCAGAGUUCCUCUGUGGAGAUGGAAGAACCUUCCAGAAGGACAACCAUCUCUGCAGCACUCCCCCAAUCAGGCCUUUAUGGCAGAGUGGCCAGACGGAAAAAAACACUUGUCAGUAAAAGGCACGUGACAGCCUGCUUGGAGUUUGCCAAAAGGCACCUAAAAGACUCUCAGAUCAUGAGAAACAAGAUUCUCUGAUCUGAUGAAACCAAGAUUGAACUCUUUGGCCUGAAUGCCAAGUGUCACGUCUGGAGGAAACCAGGCACCGCUGAUCACCUGGCCAAUACCCUCCCUACGGUGAAGCAUGGUGGUGGCAGCAUCAUGCUGUGGGAAUGUUUUUCAGCGCGAGGGAUUGGGAGACUAGUCAGGAUUGAGAGAAAGAUGAACGGAGCAAAGUACAGAGAGAUCCUUGAUGAAAACCUGCUCCAGAGCGCGCAGGACCUCAGUCUGGGGCGAAGGUUCACCUUCCAACAGGACAACGACCCUAAGCACACAGCUAAGACAACGCAGGAGUGGCUUCGGGACAAGUCUCUGAAUGGCCUUGAGUGGCCCAGCCAGAGCCCGGACUUGAACCCAAUCUAACGUCUCUGGAGAGACCUGAAUGUACCUGUGCAGCGACACUCCCCAUCCAACCUGACAGAGCUUGAGAGGAUCUGCAGCGACGAAUGGGAGAAACUCCCCAAAUACAGGUGCGCCAAGCUUGUAGCGUCAUACCCAAGAAGACUCGAGGCUGUAAUCGCUGCCGAAGGUGCUUCAACAAAGUACUCUGUAAAGGGUCUGAAUGCUUAUGUAAAUGUGAUAUUGAUGUUUAUUUUAUUUUAAUACAUUUGCAAAAAUGUCUGAACUGUUUUUUGCUUUGUCAAUAUGGGGUAUUGUGUGUAGAUUGCUUGAGGGGGGGGAAAACUAUUUAAUCCAUGCUAGAAUAAGGCUGUUAUGUAACAAUGUGGAAAGAGUGAAGGGGUCUGAAUACUUUCCGAAUGCAAUGUAGUAUCUUAAAAUGAAUGCAUUAACUGUAAGUCGCUCUGGAUAAGAGCGUCUGCUAAAUACUGGUAGUUUUUCCUUAUUUUGUUGCAUGUGACAAGAAACCUUUCAUUGUGGGUUGAUAUUGUUUCACUCAGGAUGAACUUUCUGCUGAACAUUACAAAUCGGAGGAGACUCAAGUCCACAAGGUGCUAUUUAAACAAUAUUCACAUGAAUAACACUAUGAAUCACUAUUCACAUGGAAAACCAAUCCUGACAACUUACUGUCUAUUUUAGUAAAUGUUUUGUGGGACAUAUCUGUUUUGAUUCAUGGUCCUCUGUUGCCUCCCACUGCAGGACUAUGAGAUGCAGACAUUUGCACGACUGGUGUUUUCCAGCCUGCGGCACUCCCUGGACAUAAAAGAGGAGGAGUACAAGAGGUCCCUCUCUUCAGACUGCUGCUAUCUACAGUUCAUGAGCAACUCCAAGAGCAAGGCUGACUUCUUCCUCACGUGAGGCCUACUGAAGGACAACAUAAACAUCAUAAAUGUACAUACAACACAUCUAAUCUAGCCAACUCUAUAGUAGCACAUGCAGAAAAUGCCUUAUUUUUUACCUCCUUAGGAAUGACAAGAGGUUCUUCCUAAAGACACAAAAUAAGCGGGAGGUGAAGUUUCUUCUUUCCAACCUGAAGGCAUAUAUGGAUCACUUGGAGAAAUACCCCCACUCAUUGAUGGUCAGGUUCCUGGGUGAGAGAGAAAAUAUCACAUGAGAAAUAUUGGGUAGAAUGUCACCUGUUGCAUGUCAUUUUGUCAGCUGUGCAUACUCGUUUCUUAUUCCAGGUCUCCAUAGUAUCCAAGUACCAAAUGAAACAAAGGUGAUUAUAAUGAAGUGCACAUAUUCAAACACAGCCGUAAAAAACAACUGUAUUUAACUCUUCUCUUAAUCUUUCUCAGAAGUAUUUCAUUGUGAUGCAGAGUGUGUUUUACCCGGACGAGAGGAUUGAUACCAGGUAAACAUUGUUUGUGCUGUAGUUAUGUAGUUAAAAAUAUAUAUUUCUGGAUUGUGUCGACAAUUUUGGCUUUGUCUCUUAGAUAUGACAUCAAGGGCUGUGAGGUGGGUAGGUGGACUGACCCUGCAUCUACUGGAAGCCCAGUUAAGAUUCUGAAGGAUAACAACUUUGAAGGAAAGCACAUCAUUCUAGGUAAGAGCCUGGUAUGCCCUAUAUCUGCCAGAUCCUGACGGAAUGGAGAAAGUCAUAUUUUAUUGUGUUGUGUUGUUUCCUUGUGUCUUAUGACUUGAACAAAAAGUGAGAUUAAGUGCCAUUCACAAAGGUAAAAACCCAUGCAUUCUCCUAAGAAGUAAAUGUUUAUCAUGUGUUGACAGAUCAGCAGCGCUCCUGGCUUGUGGAUCAGGUUGAAAUAGACACAGCCUUCCUCCGUAGCCUCAAUGUGCUUGACUACAGUAUCCUGCUGGCCCAUCAACCCUUGCACAAAGACGAGCUGGACAGGAAGCACUCCUUUAGUAACCUUAUUGUGCGCACUGCAAAGUAGGUGUUCAGUGGAGCACAAUAAUCUACUGUAUGACAAAGUAUGAAAAAAAAGUAACGGAAUAGUCUUUAUUGGACACUCCAGACAUGCAGUUGUUGCUGAGCUAAUGUAAGGUAACACUGUGAGAAGAUCACUGGUAAUCAGGGCUUUUACUCUUACCCUGAUGUAAGCUGAUUUUUAUCUCUUUUGUUAUUCAGUUCUUACAUGGUCUUUCCUCUGCAGGUCCAUGGCCCAAGACAGUCCCACAGAGGAAGAACACCCACACUAUUCUGUUGUUGGAGGGGGACUCUUCUCGACUGGCAUCAGAUACAAUAGACAGUGGGUCAGACCACGUCCAGGACACAGGGGAACACUCUGGCCAUUCAACCCCCUCGGUAAACAGUACAGAUGCAGAACUCUGGGAGUUCCAUGCUCAUCACCGUAGGCUGCUGCCUAAUUUCAAGAACUCAGUGCAUGUCAUAGAUGGGCCAGAGCUGCGCUACUUUGUGGGUGUUGUAGACAUUUUUACUGUGUACGGUUUGAAGAAAAGGCUGGAGAACCUGUGGAAGAGUCUGCGCUUCCCUGGCAGAGCCUUCUCCACUGUCAGCCCAGCUACCUACUCCCAGAGGUUCUGCCAGUGGGUAAAGGACCACACCAAGUAA